UUGUUUACAUUUGAAGAAGGAAACUUUAAAAAUCAACCGUCAUUUGGCGUGCGUUAACCGUGUGACUUAAGUUAUGUGAUGGCACUAGUAGUUAUGGUUACAGUUACAAUAGAGAUAUGAAAUCAAUCAGAAGAUAUGUUUGCUUGCUGCCUACGCUCUCGAGGAUCCUGCGAGAUAUAUACGAGAAAUUUUUAUUGCUUUGAAGAAAAAUGUGUCCUAUAGCUAGAAAAUACAAUAAAUAGUUAAAAAUGAAUGAUUCGUCUGAAGAGAAGUUUUCAAGUGUGAUUAUUGUAAAUCGCAAUAGUAAUAAUCAGAAUACGAAAUCUGUUUUUAAUGAAGAGCGAUAUUUUGCAAGUGUGUGGGUACAGCUUCUCUUGCAGUUUAACAUUUACUUCAGUGGAAUUUGGUUUGUUUCCAGUUUAAUUACAAUGUACAAAAAGUACUGCGAUCUGUCGACUAUUACUCGCGUUUUAUCUAUCAUAUCGCUGGUUAUAGCAGCUCCGGUUGAAUGCAUUCGUUUAUUUCUGGGCUAUUCCGGAAAUCUGUUGGAUAAAAUACCCGAUUUUGCUGGAUACUGGAUAUUGUCUGUAUUUAUACAAACACCGCUACAGCUAUACAUGAUGUCAAACGAGGCAAUUCUCAAAUAUGUAAUAAGUACAGUCAUUCAAGCGGUUCAAUGCGUUUUGCUCUUUUUACAAAUAGUAUCGAGUUUCGCAGCUAUACGUCGAGCUUCGUUCUUCCAUCGAGAACAAUUCCAGAGUACAAAAACGCAUCGAUAG
Messenger RNA from Wyeomyia smithii (pitcher-plant mosquito), 779 nucleotides. RefSeq names its product transmembrane protein 17-like. The coding region runs from base 249 to 779 and encodes 176 amino acids. The transcript has 4 exons. NCBI's taxonomy places the organism in Eukaryota, Metazoa, Arthropoda, Insecta, Diptera, Culicidae. Gene Ontology annotation, biological process: non-motile cilium assembly. Gene Ontology annotation, cellular component: ciliary transition zone. The record is from RefSeq and is a predicted model, not a curated record.